AUGGAACAGGUGGAUUAUAUAGAGAUCCAGGCAUAUAGUAAAGAGGCUACUCAAGACAUCUCGCUACUACGAAAGAGAAAAACUCAUUGGAAUGACACGUUAUCGAAAUAUGUAUCAGUCACCAAGAGAUCAAGGACAACAGUAAAUGGUGAUGACAAGGAUGAUAAAAUGGAAGAACGAAAGGUCAUUCAAUCGCAUGCUGAACCAAGCUCCAAUGUAACUCAUGAUCGGGUCAUCUCUGAUCUAGUCGUAACGUUGCUAUCGUCAAAUCACACGAGCCUGCCCAUUUCACUGCCAUUCUUACUCACUCUCCUCUUGCAACAAGAACAAUCCUUGACUACUCAACCUGCUGCUACCUUUGUAGUAACAGAGGCACAAGUCACUCUCAUCUUACAAAAGCUACGAGGUCAAGGAAGCGUCAUACUUGACAGUGUCAAGUUAAAUGAUUCCGAUACUGAGGAUACUCUGAUCAUCGUUGAUGCUGGCCGAACAAGUCGUCAUUUGCCUCUUCGACACGUCACAAUCCCAUCACCAUCAAACAACAACAAGUCACCAAACAUUCCAAGGCUCGACAUCUGGACCGGCUCAAACCCUGAUCUUAAGGAAGCCGAAGAUCUACUCGCCAAGAAAUCAUUCCGUGAAACUCAAGUUGAAUCGGUUUGGAGUGCCAUUGAUUAUAUGAUCAACAAGCCUACUGCGAAAUCGCAACUCGUUAAUGAAAAGUUGAAGGGCAAGGAGGAUGUAUCUUUCCGAGAAUUUUGUGAAUGGGGUUUACGAAUUGAGUGUAGACGAAGAUGUGCUCCUGGUGUCCAUUGCUCAAAGCUACACUUUCGUCGAAUCAUGCUUCCUCAAACUGACAUUAAGCUUGGUGAUUGCUCAUAUCUGAAUACCUGUCAUCACAUGGACAACUGCAAAUUCGUUCACUAUGAAUUUGAUGAGAAUGUGAGGGGUGAUAUUGAGCGACCUCUUCCGAUUUUGAACGUUGGAAAGCCUCUGCCAGCUCAAUGGAUCAACUGUGAUGUUCGACGACUGGACUACACCAUUUUGGGUAAAUUCUCAGUCAUUAUGGCCGAUCCUCCUUGGGAUAUCCAUAUGCAAUUACCAUAUGGAACAAUGACGGACGAAGAAAUGAGAAGCAUGCCAAUCUCAGUCCUUCAAGAUGAAGGCUUCAUCUUCCUAUGGGUUACAGGUCGAGCUAUCGAACUAGGUCGAGAAUGUCUGACGACAUGGGGCUAUGAUCGUGUUGAUGAAUUGAUCUGGGUCAAGACCAAUCAAUUACAGAAACUGAUUCGAACUGGUCGGACUGGACAUUGGUUUAAUCACUCCAAGGAACAUUGUAUUAUCGGUGUUAAGGGCAAUCCCACAUGGCAUAAUCCUGGUGUUGAUACUGAUGUUUUGGUUGCUGAGGUUCGAGAGACAUCAUGGAAGCCUGAUGAGAUAUACGGUCUGAUUGAUCGAUUGUCACCUGGUACACGAAAACUCGAGAUAUUUGGAAGACAACACAAUACUCGUGAUGGUUGGAUGACUCUUGGGAAUCAGCUGGAUGCUGUGAGGAUUUAUGAACCUGAUGUCUUGCACGAAGAGACCAUUGCGUGGUUUGCUGCCCAAGCCGAAGCAACUUACGAGCCUGAUUCCCUUGAUGUCAGUUUUACGGCGUGCUGUAUGCUGACAGGACUAGAUAGAGUAAACCCAUUCAAGAGUACGGGUCAAGUAGCCUUUCUGGAUACAAGGGAAUUACCUAAUGCCAACUCUGCUCACGUCAAGCAUUUUCAAAGUAAGAAUGAGGCGGAUGAUGCGGUGGACUCUUUUCCUUAA
Synchytrium microbalum is the source of this 1815-nucleotide messenger RNA. RefSeq lists its product as uncharacterized. Gene Ontology annotation, molecular function: mRNA m(6)A methyltransferase activity. The record is from RefSeq and is a predicted model, not a curated record. Bases 1 to 1815 code for a protein of 604 amino acids. NCBI's taxonomy places the organism in Eukaryota, Fungi, Chytridiomycota, Chytridiomycetes, Synchytriales, Synchytriaceae. The transcript has 13 exons. Gene Ontology annotation, cellular component: RNA N6-methyladenosine methyltransferase complex; nucleus.